AACGUUUUCGCUAAUCCCCGUACGACGCCGGCGCAGCCCCGCACGCAGAAAGACGCGACGCGAGGAGCGGCCGCCGCCGGCAGCUGUUGCGAUGAAGCGCUUCUUCCAGCCCGUGCCCAAGGAUGGCUCCCCGGCGAAGAAGAGGCCCGCCGCCGCCGCCGCCGCCUCCGCCUCCGACUCCGACUCCCUCGGCGGCGACGCCCCCGCCGCGGCCGCCUGCGCCGUCGGGGAGGGGGAUUCUCCUCCCGCUCCCCGCGAGGAGGAACCGCGGAGGUUCGUGACGUGGAACGCCAACAGCCUGCUCCUCCGGAUGAAGAGCGACUGGCCGGCCUUCUGCCAGUUCGUCUCCCGCGUCGACCCCGACGUCAUCUGCGUCCAGGAAGUGCGGAUGCCAGCAGCUGGUUCCAAAGGGGCACCAAAAAAUCCUGGUCAACUGAAAGAUGACACAAGCUCAUCACGAGAUGAAAAGCAGGUAGUGCUGCGUGCUUUGUCGAGUCCACCUUUUAAAGACUAUCGUGUCUGGUGGUCUCUUUCAGACUCCAAAUAUGCAGGCACAGCUAUGAUUAUAAAGAAGAAGUUUGAACCAAAGAAAGUGUCAUUCAACUUGGAUAGAACAUCUUCCAAGCAUGAACCAGAUGGGCGUGUUAUUAUUGCAGAAUUCGAAUCGUUCCUCUUGCUGAACACUUAUGCUCCAAACAAUGGAUGGAAAGAAGAGGAAAAUUCAUUUCAAAGAAGACGGAAAUGGGAUAAAAGAAUGUUGGAGUUUGUUCAACAGGUAGACAAACCCUUAAUCUGGUGUGGAGACUUGAAUGUCAGUCAUGAAGAAAUCGAUGUUAGCCAUCCUGAUUUUUUUAGCAGUGCUAAACUCAAUGGAUACAUCCCUCCAAAUAAAGAGGAUUGUGGACAGCCAGGAUUCACCCUGUCAGAGAGGCGGCGCUUCGGCAAUAUAUUGUCCCAAGGAAAGCUGGUAGAUGCUUACAGAUAUCUGCACAAAGAGAAGGACAUGGAUUGUGGCUUUUCUUGGUCUGGACAUCCAAUUGGCAAGUACCGAGGGAAGAGAAUGCGAAUUGACUAUUUCCUUGUUUCAGAAAAACUGAAGGACCAAAUAGUUUCAUGUGACAUUCAUGGUCGUGGAAUAGAGCUAGAAGGAUUUUAUGGAAGUGAUCACUGCCCCGUUUCACUUGAGCUCUCGGAAGAAGUAGAAGCACCAAAACCCAAGUCCUCCAACUAAUUUCUAUAUUUCGCACUUAACCAGACAUGGUGGAGAUUUUAGAUUAGCUGAAGCAUAUCUGCUUUGUAUCUCUUGAGUCAUUAUCCAUUAUUCAAAUAUUGUCUCAGUCUAGCAGUAUUUCUGAUGAUGAAUUGGAUGAUCUAGCUAGGAUCCUGAUUGUAAUUAUAAUUAGUAUGUUACUAUGGUCUGCAAUGCUAUCUUUAGAUCCUAUAAGAUCAAAAACUUCUACCAUUUGUUCCAUUGUUUUUAAUCCGAAGAAAAACAAUAUAUGCAAGCUAAUUCUGGUCCGCA
This is a messenger RNA of Oryza sativa Japonica Group (Japanese rice), 1522 nucleotides long. Its product is annotated as DNA-(apurinic or apyrimidinic site) endonuclease. Gene Ontology annotation, biological process: base-excision repair. Gene Ontology annotation, molecular function: phosphoric diester hydrolase activity; DNA-(apurinic or apyrimidinic site) endonuclease activity; double-stranded DNA 3'-5' DNA exonuclease activity. The record is from RefSeq and is a predicted model, not a curated record. Gene Ontology annotation, cellular component: nucleus. NCBI's taxonomy places the organism in Eukaryota, Viridiplantae, Streptophyta, Magnoliopsida, Poales, Poaceae.